Messenger RNA from Arthroderma uncinatum, 1539 nucleotides. RefSeq lists its product as uncharacterized. Bases 1 to 1539 code for a protein of 512 amino acids. The transcript has a single exon. NCBI's taxonomy places the organism in Eukaryota, Fungi, Ascomycota, Eurotiomycetes, Onygenales, Arthrodermataceae. The record is from RefSeq and is a predicted model, not a curated record.
AUGGUUAGCGGGCAGUCAAAGACGCUUGAGGCCGCCGUUAUCGAGUACGAACGCCGAUAUGGCCGAAGACCUCCUCCUGGUUUUGACGUAUGGUAUAAAGCAGCAACACAAGGAAAAUUCGUUCUCGUCGAUGAAUUCGAUUCCCUGAUGGAAGGAUUGAAGCCUUUCUGGGGAGUCCCUCCCGAGGUUCUUCGUGCACGCGUAGCUUCAGCAACCAAUGCCGCAGGAUCAAGGCUCAUUCGCUAUACAGUGAAGAAUCGCAGCUUUAUAGUCGAAAAUGACGGUGAGGCUACUUGGAUAACCGAUCAGGUCAGGUUUUGGUUUACAGACGAUACCUUGAGUACCUUACCCGAUAUGAUGUUUGCCUUUAACAUACUUGACGAGCCAAGGGUUGUAGCCCCUUACGAUGAAUUGGUGGAGGCUCUCGAGGUUGCUUCAAAAGGUGGAGCAAGAGACUCAACAGAGGGCAAAGACUCCGUCACAAACACGAUUGAAUUCGAGAAGGCAAAUGCCUAUGAGCUAUGGGAUAGUACGACAGCCUCCUGUGACCCGAACUCUGCGGCUCGAAGAGCUCCGACCAGAUUCAAGCUCUCGCAUAAGGGUCUAGGUAGCAGCUUUGUCUCCAAUAUGACCAUAGCUCAGGAUGUCUGUUCCAUGCCCGACCUUCAAGUCCAGCAUGGGUUCUUCAUUGCGCCCGAGACGUCAAGUGUUGCACACUCAUUAGUCCCUAUCUUCUCGCAGGCCAGGCCUUCGACUUUCCAAGACAUCCUAACACCAAGCGUGUAUUAUGACGCGAGGCUAGACCUAAAUGAAUACCAGGAAGGCCAUGACAUGGACUGGGAUGAUAAAGAGAACGUCGUGUAUUGGGCCGGCUCGUCAACAGGGGGGCAUACGAAUAUUCGAAACUGGAAGACGUUCCACCGUCAGCGACUAGUGCUCGCCACCAAUAACAACGCUACAAGGAUCGGACUCAUGAAAAAGGUACCGAAACCUUCUCCAAAGGACGGCAAAGCUACAUCUACAUGGCGCACAUAUUCAUCUAAGAUGCAGGAGGUUGCAUCGUUUUUCAAAAUUCGAAUCUCAGCCGUCAUCCAAUGCGAGCAGGAGGCCUGUCGGGAACAAAGGGCCGCUUUUAGGCCCGGCGAGCAACCACAAGAAGAUUAUAGAGCAACUUACCAAGCUCGUUACAAUCUAGACCUUGAUGGAAACGGUUUCAGCGGUCGCUAUCUUCGUGGCCUACUGUCUAAGUCCGCCAUGAUGAAGCAAACAAUAUUCAAAGAAUGGCUUGAUAAUUGGUUGACGCCUUGGGUCCACUAUAUACCAGUUAGUAUGGAUUUGACAGAAUUCCCUGAAUUGGUACGAUUCUUCACGGCUGAGCCGGAGGGACAAGAGCUUGGGAAGAAGAUUGCGGAGACAAGUAGAGAAUGGGCGCGUGAAGCUAUUCGGAUGGAAGAUCUAAGACUUGCGUUUUGGAGAAUCAUGCUGGAGUAUGCGCGAGUCAUGAGUGAUGACAGGGAUUCUAUGCAGUGCUGCUCUUGA